Cornus florida is the source of this 2594-nucleotide messenger RNA. Its product is annotated as dnaJ protein ERDJ2A-like. Gene Ontology annotation, cellular component: Sec62/Sec63 complex. Gene Ontology annotation, molecular function: RNA binding; transmembrane protein transporter activity. The record is from RefSeq and is a predicted model, not a curated record. NCBI's taxonomy places the organism in Eukaryota, Viridiplantae, Streptophyta, Magnoliopsida, Cornales, Cornaceae. Gene Ontology annotation, biological process: SRP-dependent cotranslational protein targeting to membrane; post-translational protein targeting to endoplasmic reticulum membrane. The transcript is spliced from 11 exons. The coding region runs from base 198 to 2258 and encodes 686 amino acids.
CGUUUACGUUUCUGGAUCUGGAACCUAAUAAACCGAGAGAAGCUCCUUCUCUGGCCCCCGUAUUGUUCCUUCUCUCACAACAUUCGCGCCCUCGUACGGUUUACAGUUUUUGGUUCUUGAAGAAGCAGAUCUCUGGUCUCCAAUUCCAUUUCUAGGAAUAAUAUCUAUAUACAAGAAGCUGCAGACAAAAGGUUCCCAUGGCCGCCUCAGAAGAAAAUAGUGCAUUAUUCCCAAUUUUCAUUUUGACAAUAAUUGCUCUCCCUCUGGUGCCUUAUACAAUACUGAAACUAUGUCGUGCUGCCUCAAAGAAGACAAAGACCAUCCAUUGUGAGUGUUCUGUAUGCUCACGAUCGGGAAAGUAUCGGAAAUCGGUUUUUAAACGUAUCUCAAGCGUUUCAACAUGUAGUAACAUGACAUUAGUGCUGCUUUGGGUCAUCAUGGCCAUCCUUGUUUAUUACAUCAAGCAUAUAAGUCGCGAGGUUCAAGUAUUUGAGCCAUUUAAUAUUCUUGGAUUGGAACCCGGAGCUUCUGACUCAGAAAUAAAGAAGGCAUAUAGGAGACUCUCUAUUCAAUACCACCCUGAUAAAAAUCCAGAUCCAGAGGCCCACAACUAUUUCGUGGAGUACAUAUCUAAGGCUUAUCAGGCUCUGACAGAUCCAAUUUCACGUGAGAAUUUUGAAAAAUAUGGACAUCCAGAUGGUAGACAGGGGUUUCAAAUGGGAAUAGCUCUCCCUCAAUUUCUACUGAACAUUGAUGGGGCAUCUGGCGGGAUUCUUUUACUUUGGAUUGUUGGAGUUUGUAUUUUAUUGCCAUUGGUGAUAGCUGUUGUAUAUCUAUCCAGGUCGUCAAAAUAUUCUGGAAACUACGUCAUGCAUCAAACACUGGCUGCUUAUUAUUACUACAUGAAACCUUCCUUGGCCCCAAGCAAAGUAAUGGAUGUCUUCAUUAAAGCUGCCGAAUACAUGGAGAUUCCAGUUCGUAGGCCUGAUGGUGAACCCCUUCAAAAACUUUUUGUGUUAGUUAGAAGUGAGUUGAACCUAGACCUUAAGAACAUCAAACAAGAGCAAGCAAAGUUCUGGAAGCAGCACCCAGCACUAGUCAAGACGGAGUUGUUGAUUCAAGCCCAAUUAACUCGUGAAACUGCAGCUUUAUCCCCAGAAUUACAACGUGACUUCAAACGUGUGCUAGAGCUGGCACCUCGCCUUCUUGAAGAGCUGAUGAAGAUGGCAGUUAUACCACGCACUGCUCAGGGUCAUGGUUGGCUAAGGCCUGCAAUUGGGGUUCUUGAGCUUUCUCAGUGUAUCAUUCAGGCUGUUCCUCUCAGUGCAAGGAAGUCAGCUGGUGGAUCCACUGAAGGCAUUGCACCUUUUCUGCAGCUGCCGCAUUUUAAUGAGGCUAUUAUAAAAAAACUAGCCCGGAAGAAGGUGCGUACGUUUCAGGAUCUUCGGGACAUGACUCUUGAGGAGCGUGCCGAGCUGCUUUCUCAAUUAGCUGGUUUCUCUGCUGCUGAAGUACAAGAUGUAGAGAUGGUACUUAAAAUGAUGCCUUCCAUAACAAUGGAUGUUACUUGUGAGACUGAAGGGGAAGAGGGUAUUCAAGAGGGUGACAUUGUCACGGUUCAGGCUUGGGUGACACUUAACCGUGCUAAUGGUUUGGUCGGUGCUCUCCCCCAUGCCCCCUAUUAUCCAUUCCACAAGGAAGAAAAUUUCUGGUUUCUGCUUGCAGACCCCAAUUCAAAUAAUGUUUGGUUUUCCCAGAAGGUUAUCUUCAUGGAUGAAGCUGCGGCAAUAACUGCUGCUUCAAAAGCAAUUGAGGAGACAAUGGAAGGGUCAGGAGCAACUGUGAAGGAAACUAGUGCGGCUAUCAGAGAAACAGUUGAGAAGGUUAAGGGUGGGUCGCGACUGGUACUGGGCAAGUUUCCAGCCCCAGCAGAGGGGACUUACAAUUUGAGUAGUUACUUGUUGUGCGACUCUUGGGUUGGCUGUGACAAGAAGACGAACUUAAAGGUAAAAGUUUUGAAACGGACUCGGGCUGGCACAAGGGGAGGUCAUGUGGCAGAGGAGGGACCAGUUUUGGAGGAUGGGAUCGAUGAGGAAGAAGAGAUUGAAGAAGAGGAAUAUGACGAGGAUUAUGAGAGUGAGUACAGUGAAGAUGAGGAGGAUGAUAAGCAGGAUACAAAUAAGAAGGGCGCUGCUGCCAACGGCACUUUGCAAGGAAAAGGCCGCAGGUCAAAAGGUUCGGGUUCGGACGAGGAAUAAAAUGCCCCUUUUUCAGUGAUUAGAAGAAAAGAAAAAAAGGCUAUUUGUUUCUUCAUGUUACCACCACAGCAAUAUUGUUAUCAUUGUGUUGAUCCUAGCCUUGGUGAAAUCUCCUAGCCUUGAUAUAGCCGAAAAGUCCGUAGUUCUAGCACUCGUCUAUGGAGUCACCUGCCUUUUUCUGCAGUGCAAUUUCUUUGCAUUGAAUAGAACUCACCUACAAUUUUUUUUUUGGCCAUAUGUUCUUUUACUCAAAUAAUUGAUAGACCCCAGAUCAGUGAAUGAACAUAUUGGUUGAGUUUCUGAUUAUUGAGAAAAUGCAUGGUAUUAUUGGUUUUA